Molecule: messenger RNA, 2143 nt
Organism: Nelumbo nucifera (sacred lotus)
Lineage: Eukaryota; Viridiplantae; Streptophyta; Magnoliopsida; Proteales; Nelumbonaceae
Product: Pectin lyase-like superfamily protein
Molecular function (GO): polygalacturonase activity
Source: RefSeq, a predicted model, not a curated record
UGACGUAUAUUGAGAUCUUGAAAAUAUCAGACAGCUGACUUGCUUCUAGAAAAGGAGAUUACGUACGUAGCCCCUCGGCAGGUCGGUGGACUGGUAUCGCUGAGGUGUCACCGUGUUACUUCGUCGCUCCACGUGUCAUCAUAUUAUUUGAUGAGCCGAAAUUGUACGUCCCUCAUCACUUCGAGGUCUCACUCUCAUAAAACCAGUGGUUGUUUGUCGCCGGCGCCGAGAACGGAGAAGUCAUUAGCAAGUAGUCUCGUCUCGUCACUCGUGUGUUGUGAGUAAAAGUGAGCCACUCUAACUAUAACCGCAUAACCAGAACAGUUAAUAGAACGUGUGUUCCCUAGGGGAGAAGUUGGUUGUUAAUGGAAGGAAUGUAUCUCUAUCACCAUUUAUUCAGAAUCCGAAGCUUCUUGGUAACUCACUGCCUAUACCUAUAACAAAGGAAGAGCAACCUUUGGAAAUUGGAGUUUCUUCCCCAAAUUAAUAGACCACAUCUCAACGCAAGUCGCAGCUUUUCUGUCACAGACUCACAAUCUAAUAAAAGACCUCUCUCUCUCUCUCAUGCAAUUCUCUGGAUGUUGAGAAGCAUAAAAAAUGAAACCCAUUACAGUUACAGCUUUUUGUUGCAUUCUGGUGUUCAUGGUGCAAGAAGCUACUUCGUCGUCCAUCCUAGGCCAUCGGUCGUUGAAAGUAUACCAGGCUCGGUUUGAAGCAACGGCAGCCGCUGGUGGAUCAACAGGGGCUGUGAAUGUUUCUGCUUGCACUGAUCCCAUCAGUUGUGUGAAGAAGAAUGGGAGAGUAUUCUAUCCCAUUGGAUAUGGUGCUGACCCAACAGGAGCGCAAGAUAGCAGUGAUGCCAUACUGGCUGCCCUGGAUGAUGCUUUUCGAGUGCAAAAUGGAUUGGUUUUGCUUCCUGGAGUGAAUGAUUUGGGUGGUGUAUUGAUUGAUUUGCAAGGUGGAAACUAUAAGAUCAGCAAACCCAUACGCUUUCCUGCUCAGGGUGGAGGCAAUGUUGUGGUGCAAGGAGGGACAUUGCGAGCAUCAGAUACUUUCCCAGGUGACAAGCAUCUCAUAGAAUUAUGGUCAACCAUGGCCGAUCAGAAAUCAGCCCAAAACAAUGUAGGGAUCUACUAUGAAGACAUCACCUUCCGAGACCUGCUCCUGGAUUCAAACUAUCGAGGGGGUGGAAUUUAUGUCGUGGAUUCUGCAAGGAUCCGCAUCAACAAUUGCUUCAUCAUCCACUUCACAACCGAAGGUAUCCUUGUGCAGAGGGGCCAUGAGACCUUCAUCUCAGGCUCCUUCCUUGGGCAACACCUAACAAUCGGUGGAGACAAAGGUGAGAGAUGGUUUUCAGGGACAGCAAUUGAUCUUGCUAGCAAUGACAAUGCAGUCACUGACGUCGCCAUCUUCUCGGCCGGAGUCGGCGUCGUCCUACGCGGUCAGGCCAACAUCCUCACUGGGGUACAUUGUUACAACAAGGCUACAUAUUUUGGUGGAAUAGGAAUACAAGUGAAACUGGGUGGCUUGUCACAGACUAGGAUAGAUAAUUGCUACUUGGACUACACUGCAAUAGUGAUGGAAGACCCAGUUCAAGUCCAUGUCAGUAAUGCAUUUUUCUUAGGCGAUGCCAACAUUGUUCUGAAGUCCAUUAGAGGACAGAUCUCAGGACUGAACAUUGUGGACAACAUGUUCUCUGGAGAUCCAAACCAUAUGAACCCAAUUGUGCAAUUGGAUGGGCAAUUCACAGAUGUUGAUCAAGUUGUGAUCGAUCGGAACAAUGUCAAUGGAAUGGCACUGAAGUCGACAGUGGGUAAACUAACAGUAGCUGGAAAUGGGACCAAAUGGGUGGCUGAUUUCUCAUCGUUGCUGGUGUUUCCAAAUAGGAUAUGUAACCUACAGUACUCGUUUUACAGUCGAGGAGGAUCAGUUUUCUCAGCUCAUGCAGUCACAAAUGUGUCCAACAAUAUCGUGGUUGUGGAGAGCGACAAAGCUGUUGAUGGGGUGGUUUCCAUGGUUGUUGAUCAAGAUCUAAGAAGAGGUGAGAGGAGCUUUCUGAUGUAAAAUAUGUGUUAAAUGAAAUAUUUGCUGGUUUUUUUGUGGGGGAAAUCUGGGUUCUGUGUCUCGAUUUUGUAUACAUGAC